This is a messenger RNA of Nicrophorus vespilloides, 489 nucleotides long. It is a transcript of the gene RpL35, whose product is annotated as 60S ribosomal protein L35. The record is from RefSeq and is a predicted model, not a curated record. Lineage: Eukaryota; Metazoa; Arthropoda; Insecta; Coleoptera; Silphidae. Gene Ontology annotation, molecular function: structural constituent of ribosome; mRNA binding. Gene Ontology annotation, biological process: maturation of LSU-rRNA from tricistronic rRNA transcript (SSU-rRNA, 5.8S rRNA, LSU-rRNA); translation. The transcript has 3 exons. The coding region runs from base 74 to 445 and encodes 123 amino acids. Gene Ontology annotation, cellular component: ribosome; cytosolic large ribosomal subunit.
UGAAAGCGAGCUGCCGCUACCAACAAAACAACGGACUCUUUCUUUUCGAUCAGUGACACUUGAAGGAGACGAAAUGGGUAAAGUAAAGUGCUCAGAGCUGCGCACCAAGGACAGGAAGGAGUUGGAGAAACAACUCGUCGAUCUCAAGACUGAGUUGACCAACUUGAGGGUCGCCAAAGUUACUGGAGGUGCUCCAUCCAAACUCUCCAAAAUCCGUGUUGUCCGUAAAGCCAUCGCACGUGUGUUCAUCGUGUUGCACCAAAAGCAAAAGGAGAACUUGCGCAAGCUAUACAAGAACAAGAAGUUCAAGCCUUUGGACCUUAGGCCAAAGAAGACCCGCGCCAUCCGUCGCGCUCUCUCCAAGAGUGAGCUCAACAUCAGGACGGCCAAGGAGUUGAAGAAAAUGGCUAUCUAUCCAGUUAGGAAAUACGCCGUUAUGGCUUGAAAACAUUUUUGACUAUUUAAAAUAAAAAUAUUAAAAAUAAACAA